Spodoptera exigua (beet armyworm) is the source of this 2312-nucleotide messenger RNA. The record is from the annotation of a GenBank genome assembly. NCBI's taxonomy places the organism in Eukaryota, Metazoa, Arthropoda, Insecta, Lepidoptera, Noctuidae.
CAUAAACAUACAUAGAUGCCAGCGAGUCUGGCUCGCGCAGACGCGCCAGUGAUAUACCUAGUGUAUUUUAUUCUUCUGAUUUCGCAAAAUGGCGGAUGGAGGCGUGGAUAUAGAUUUGUAUGCUGAUGAUAUCGAGGCAGAUUUUAAUCGUCAGGACGAGUUCGGCGGUGAAAAUGUGGAUUUAUAUGACGACGUGAUCGCCGCGCCACCCAACAAACCGGACGAUGUGGAUGGACCCCCAAACGCGGCACCCCAGCACCAGCAUCCACCGGAGGAGACCAACGGGAGCGUGAAUUAUCACAACAACGCAUCAAACCACGGCCAUCAUGGCCGCCGUUUUCAGCUAUACGUCGGCAACCUAACUUGGUGGGCGACGGACCAAGACAUUGCUAACGCCAUCGCAGACAUUGGCGUUACUGAUUUUCAAGACGUGAAGUUCUUCGAGAAUAGGGCGAAUGGACAGUCGAAGGGGUUCUGCGUCAUAUCCCUCGGCUCUGACCAGUCCAUUCGGAUGGUAAUGGACAGACUGCCCAAGAAAGAGAUACACGGACAACAUCCCGCCGUCACUUUACCCACUAAACAGGCUUUGAACCAGUUUGAGAGUCAGUCUAAGACUAGAUCGACACCACCUGGACCUAACAACCCAGGUAUGAGAGGACCACAUCCGGGCGGCCCGCCCGGUCCACACCCAGGAGAUUUCUUCGGCGGUGGUCCAAACGGGCCGGGCCCCAACGGGCCACGCAUGAUAAUGCCGGGUGGGGCGCCACACCACCAGCUGCGCGGGCCGGCGGGCGGGGCCCACGGGCCGCACGGACCGCACGGGCCUCCGCACGGCCCGCCCCAUCAUCUCCCGCAGCACCAGGGACCACCACCACAUCAUAUGCAGCAUCAAGGACCACCACCACAUCAAGGCCCUCCACCCAGGGGACCACCUAUGCAGUUCCAAGGCCCACCCCAGCUACAACGCGGGCCCGGUGGUCCCGGAGGACCAGGUGGUCCUGGUGGUCGCCCAGGCCCGGACUGGGGACCUCGCGGGCCGCCCCAGCAGUUGCCCCCGCACCCACAACCACAGUACGGCCCCCCACAACAUCAGAUGCCACAUCAAAUGCCACCACCCCACCCGGGUGGUGCGGGUGGUUUGCCUCCUGGCCACGCAGGCCUGGCAGGCGUGCCCCGGGGCCCUGCGCCCCUGCCCCAUCAUCCAGGUAUGCCCCCCUACCCAGGAGUGGGCGGCGGUGCCCCAGCCCCGCACGUGAACCCCGCCUUCUUCGCACAACAACCCCCCGUGCAACCACAGCCCGCGGUACAGCCCCCGCCACAGCCUGGACCGCCUGGUCCAGGAGCACCGUACGGUCACCCAGCUCAUGGAGCUCCACCACCGGCGCAAGGCCCACCGCCGGCUGCAAGACAGCCCUACGGAAGACCACCACAGAACUACCCGGGCGCAGGCGAGGCAGGGCGCGGCGCGCACCACGGGCCCGGCAUGGGCGCCGCGCACCCCGCGCACGCGCCUCACGCCCCUCACGCCCCGCACGCGCCUCACGCUCCUCACGCGGCGCAUCCCCCGCACGCCCCACACGCUGGUAUCAGUGAGGCAGAGUUUGAAGAAGUCAUGUCUCGCAACCGUACAGUCUCCUCUAGCGCCAUCGCGCGCGCUGUCAGCGACGCUGCGGCCGGAGAAUACGCAUCCGCUAUUGAGACUCUCGUCACCGCUAUAUCUCUUAUCAAACAGAGCAAGGUUGCCCACGACGAUCGGUGCAAGAUCCUAAUAUCAUCAUUGCAAGAUACGCUGCAUGGCGUUGAAACUAAGUCAUAUGGUAGUGGGGAGAGGUCGCGGCGGUCCAGGUCGCGUGACCGCGAUGCGCGUGCGCAUCACCGUACCCCGAGACGACGAGAGAGAUCUGCCAGCAGAUACCGCGAUCGCAGCAGGGAUCGAGAGGAUCGCGACAGGUACAGGGAACGGUCGAGGGAACGUGAUCGUGAACGUGACCGCGAUGCGUAUUACAGGGAUUACCGUGAGCGUGAACGCGACAGGUCUAGGUCUAGGGAAAGGGAACGUGCCGACCAUUAUAACAGAGGCCACAGUCGGGAAGAGAGUUCUACCACCAGGCCGCGCAAGUCACCAGUAGAGCCGGCAGCGGAGAGCGGCGCGGGAGACGCGUCGGGGGCCAAGAGUCGGGCGGCCGGCGCGCCCUACUACGACGAGCGAUACCGCGAGCGCCGCGAGAGGGAGCCACCGCCGGCAGACCGUGAGCGUGAACGCGAGCAUCGCCGCGACGCGCGCCACUAGCAGGAACUGCCCUGCCCCUAAC